Messenger RNA from Penicillium lagena, 513 nucleotides. RefSeq lists its product as uncharacterized. The record is from RefSeq and is a predicted model, not a curated record. NCBI's taxonomy places the organism in Eukaryota, Fungi, Ascomycota, Eurotiomycetes, Eurotiales, Aspergillaceae. The transcript has a single exon. Bases 1 to 513 code for a protein of 170 amino acids.
AUGCACACAUUCAUCCACCUAGCUGUCCUCGGCCUCGCCACCACGAGCGUCGCUUUGACGAAUUCUGAGCUUCCAUCGCCUGACGCUCUCCCCACCUCUUAUCCCGACGCUCCCAAGUCCUUUGAAGCCUUGGUAGAAACACUCCCUAGAUGCCACCGACGCCAUAUAAAGCAGGGCUUCGAUCAAGAGUUUGCACCCUCCUGUGGUGCAGAUGCUUACAGCAGCUCCGACUCGAAUGAUCACAGAUGCGUCUGUACAGCCAUGCAUCUUUAUGACUUUAUGAGCCUGAUACCGAAAGGGGGUUCGUACUUGCAGACCCAGUGUCCGAGCCUCACUGAUAAUGAAUCACUCGACACUAUCGGCAAAAUCGGGGGCCUAUGGGAAUUGUGCGCACCGUACGGCCGUAAGUUUCUUCCUUACAUAACGCUGGCCAAGUGUUUGCUGAUAAAAACUCCCAGAAAGAUACUCCGCUCUGGCCGCUCAGUGGUCUCAUGUUUUGACGACAUUCGGUAA